UAUUUAUUUACAAAUAUAAUCACAUAUAACUAAGGUUAAAACCUUAAUUUUCUGUGUAAAUUUGGGGUAAUAUCUUAGAUUUUUUAUAUAAUGUAGACAAUUAGUAGACAAACUAGUCAUACAACUAAUAUGUUGUGAUUAUCAAGGUAAUUUGAUAACGUAUAAUAACUUUUAAUUUCCGCCUUUUAAAACAAAUGUAGACAUGUAUGAUCGAGCUCCUCGCUUCAAGAAAUUGCUCACUGCAACACCUGCAAGAGUAGGUCCUGCAACAUAUUCUUUGACUGACAUUUUUGACAGGAAAACACUAGGUAGUACAGCUCCUUUUAAUUCAACUCAAAUACGAACAUCUGCUUUUGAAAAUAAGAAUGCAGGAAAGUUCCCAAGCCCAAACAAAUAUAAAAUAUGCUUCCGAAAGAACAGAAUUGUUGGUGGCACAACUAUACAAAACAGAUCAGCCAGGUUUAAGCCUAAAUCCAACCUUUCUACCUGUGGCCCAUACCCUGCAAAACAUCUAUGCAGAUUACCUGGGAAGGUACACACUGGCGUCCCACCUCGUAACACUGUUACCAAGGUGUCCAGUAUACCAGAAAAAGGUGCUCAGGGUUAUGAAGUGACAAGUCAGGGACUACACAAAGUGUAUCAUCCACCAGAAAACCGCCCAAUAGGUCCAGCUGAGUACUAUAAUCCUGAGGGUCACCAUAACUACACAACUCUACAGUACAAGGGCAACUUCUGGUCACUGCGGACUGCACAGCGUUUCCGCUAUAAUCAGGAUGAAGGGCCGGGGCCUGCAGACUACUUUGUAGAUCAUGCUGUUGUGUCUCCUUGGCAGCAGUAUCAGCAACAACUGCAGUCUGAGAUCAGAGCACAAGCCCCACUACUGCGUGCUAAUGAUUUGUUACAGCAGAAACUUUGCAGGGAGGGACUACCUGGACCUGCCUCAUACUCUCCUUCAGACCCAAACAGCAAGAAAUGUGAAUGUGGAAAAUCAGGCACUUUUGGUACAUCCGAACGUCAAAACCUCUAUCAAAAGAGUAAUGGCCCAGGACCUGCGGAUUACACAGAUCCCAGAACUGUAAGGAACAAGGUUGUAUCCUUAAGUCAAACUCCUUCUAAGGAUGUCACCCGGUUCCCUGCGUCAAACAGCAUGUCACUGCCAGGGCCAGCAGACUACAUGCCAAAAACCACCAUGCAAGAUGACAUGCAGAAGAGGACCCACUCAAAAUAUUCCAAGUGGAAUGCUCCUUUUGACAGCAGUGCACAUCGGAAUACUUCUCUCUCGCGAAGCAGGGUAGUUGCUUCAUCCCUGGUCCAGACAUCUAUUUCCCUCAGAUACAAAGAAAAGGAGAUGAAAACCAGAGCUCUAUGUUCACUAGUACAACUUCUAGCCAUUCUCCUAAAAUAAUACAGACUUCUCCUGGGCCAGCAGUUUAUUCAACAAGUGAGCCAUACAAGAUCACAACAGCACAGAAAAGCCACUUACACAAUACACAAUCUUCCUUUUUAUCUUCUUCUCACAGACUCGAACCUUUAAAAAUGUCAUGCAGUCCAGCUUCUACCACUUACGAUCUUCCUUCAACCCUGAGUAAGAAAGGAUAUUCCAUCGGUGUGGUCCACCCACCUCGGGUGAGAGAUGUUACCCCGGGUCCACCACAUUAUACAGUACACUCCAAGUAUGCUAAAUCUUCAGUAUUCGACACGCACAACGUGACUUUGAAACCACCAGAAAAUAACAUUCCAAAUUUGCUGAAAGUAAAUAUGACAAAAAUCCUGAGAAGUUUUGUCACAAAGGGAUAAUGAAAUAUAGUUAUUUAAUUAAAAUUGUAUAAAAAUAUAUAAUAAAGAAUAUAA
Molecule: messenger RNA, 1851 nt
Organism: Homalodisca vitripennis (glassy-winged sharpshooter)
Lineage: Eukaryota; Metazoa; Arthropoda; Insecta; Hemiptera; Cicadellidae
Product: sperm-tail PG-rich repeat-containing protein 2-like
Exons: 12
Coding region: 203-1405 (400 amino acids)
Source: RefSeq, a predicted model, not a curated record